This is a messenger RNA of Copidosoma floridanum, 1121 nucleotides long. It is a transcript of the gene eIF3i, whose product is annotated as eukaryotic translation initiation factor 3 subunit I. Gene Ontology annotation, molecular function: protein binding; RNA binding; translation initiation factor activity. Gene Ontology annotation, biological process: cytoplasmic translational initiation. The record is from RefSeq and is a predicted model, not a curated record. Gene Ontology annotation, cellular component: eukaryotic translation initiation factor 3 complex, eIF3m; cytoplasm. Lineage: Eukaryota; Metazoa; Arthropoda; Insecta; Hymenoptera; Encyrtidae.
UUCAUACACACACAUGUUCUCUUAUAGGCACGCAAUCUGCCUUUAAAAUUCCUAACCUUAUAUCUGGUGCGAAUAGACACAGCGAAAAAGAAAGUGAAAAGAUGAAACCGCUUAUGUUGCAUGGGCAUGAGCGUGCCAUCACACAAAUCAAGUACAACAGAGAAGGAGACUUACUUUUUUCAGCGAGUAAGGAUAAGCAACCAAAUGUGUGGUAUGCCUUGAACGGAGAAAGAUUGGGUACCUUUAAUGGUCAUAAUGGUUCAGUUUGGUGCAUCGACGUCAAUUGGAAUACUACACGCUUUAUGUCUGGUAGUGGUGACAACUCUCUGAGAAUAUGGGAUUGUCAAACAGGAAAAGAAAUUAGCAAGUUGGAAACAAAAAGUUCUGUGAGAACUUGUGCUUUCAGUUACUCUGGUGAUCUUGCUGUUUAUGCCACAGAUAAAACUCUGGGUAAUGUGUGCGAGAUGAAUAUCAUUGACAUUAGAAGUCCUGAGGCCAUCAUUUCUCAAAAUGAUAAUAUUUGCAAAAUCUCAUCUGCUGUUAGCAGGAUCUCAUCUCUACUGUGGGGAGCUUUAGAUGAGACAAUUAUUACUGGUCAUGAAAAUGGUGAAUUGAAUAUUUGGGAUUGCAGAACUGGAAAAAAAUCGAUGGAUGCUCAAGGUCAUAGUCUUCAAAUCAAUGACAUGCAAUUCAACAAAGAUAGCACAAUGUUUGUAACAGCUUCUAAAGAUAAUACGGCUAAAUUGUUUGACAGCGAUACUUUGAUGCCUCUCAAGUGCUACAAAACUGAAAGACAUGUGAACUCAGCUACGAUUUCUCCCAUUUUUGAUCAUGUUGUGCUGGGAGGUGGUCAAGAUGCUAUGGAUGUCACAACGACAUCCACUAAGCAAGGAAAAUUCGACGCUCGUUUCUUCCAUCUUGUCUUUGAAGAAGAAUUUGCACGCUUAAAGGGUCAUUUUGGUCCCAUCAACUCCUUAGCAUUCCAUCCAAAUGGACGAAGUUUCUCUUCUGGAGGAGAGGAUGGUUAUAUUCGUAUUAACACAUUCGAUCAAGUUUAUUUCGAUUUCAAUUUUGAAUGUUGAAAAUUUUAUAAAAAUAAACACUAUUUUUAACAUCUUCAA